This is a messenger RNA of Acomys russatus (golden spiny mouse), 1580 nucleotides long. It is a transcript of the gene Pabpc4l, whose product is annotated as poly(A) binding protein cytoplasmic 4 like. Bases 275 to 1387 code for a protein of 370 amino acids. Gene Ontology annotation, cellular component: cytosol; cytoplasmic stress granule; nucleus. The transcript is spliced from 2 exons. Lineage: Eukaryota; Metazoa; Chordata; Mammalia; Rodentia; Muridae. The record is from RefSeq and is a predicted model, not a curated record. Gene Ontology annotation, molecular function: poly(U) RNA binding; poly(A) binding; mRNA 3'-UTR binding.
GCCACACCCCCAGCCAUUUUCUCCACCCAUGACACCGCCUCCUACCCUGAGCCCAGCAACUGAGGCUAGGGAGGGAGCAGGAGGGGCGGGGAAGGAACAAGGGCCCCCCAAAAGUGUGAAAGAGCAAACCGUGGUAGCCAGUAAGUUCCGGGUUCCCGCCGCCGGCAGUCCGCAACCUGGAGGACACAUCCUUGGGAGUUGCUGGGAACAGGAUUGAACUGCUCAGGGGUAACAAACAAGCAGACAGACAAACAAAAACAACAAGAACAAAAACAUGAGUGUGGAGCCCAAGUACCGUGCAGCUUCCCUGUACGUGGGCGACCUCCACGAAGAUGUCACUGAGGACAUGCUGUUCAUGAAGUUCAACACAGUGGGGCCAGUGUUGUCCAUCCGCAUCUGCAGGGACAUUGUUUCCAGUCGUUCACUAGGCUAUGCCUACGUCAAUUUCCUCCAGCUGGAUGAUGCCCAGAAGGCCCUGGACACCAUGAACUUUGACUUAAUCAAAGGUAAAUCCAUCCGUCUCAUGUGGUCUCAAAGAGAUGCCUACCUAAGGAAAUCGGGAAUUGGGAAUGUGUUUAUCAAGAAUCUGGACAAAUCCAUUGAUAACAAAACCUUAUAUGAACACUUCUCACCUUUUGGAAAGAUCCUGUCCUCCAAGGUGAUGAGCGACGACGAAGGCUCCAGGGGCUAUGGCUUCGUGCACUACCAGGACCAGAGUGCCGCAGACAGGGCCAUUGAGGAGAUGAACGGGAAGCUGCUAAAGGAAGGCUCCUUGUUUGUGGCCAGGUUCAAAAGCCGCAAGGAUCGGGAGGCUGAGCUCAGUGAGAACACCAGCGAAUUCACUAAUGUAUACAUCAAAAACUUCGGAGAUGAUAUGGACGAUGAGAGGCUCAGAGAAAUUUUCAGGAAAUACGGCCAAACUUUGAGCGUUAAGGUGAUGAAAGAUGCCAAUGGGAAGUCCAAAGGCUUUGGGUUUGUGAGUUUUGAUAGCCACGAGGCUGCAAAAAAUGCAGUUGAAGAAAUGAACGGACAGGACGUAAACGGGCAGACGAUUUUUGUAGGCAGAGCCCAGAGGAAGGUAGAACGCCAGGCUGAGUUAAAGGAAAAGUUUGAGGAGAUGAAACGGGAAAGAAUCCGGGCGCGUCAAGCGGCGAAACUCUACAUUAAGAACCUGGAUGAAACCAUCGAUGAUGAGACACUGCGCAGGGAAUUUUCCUCCUUUGGGUCCAUUUGCCGAGUUAAGGUGAUGCAGGAAGCAGGACAGAGCAAAGGGUUUGGCCUUAUCUGCUUUUUCUCUCCCGAGGCAGCUGCUAAAGCCAUGGCUGAGAUGAAUGGCCGCAUCCUGGGCUCCAAACCCCUCAACAUUGCACUGGGUCAGAAGCACUAAAUAGAAAUAUUCCUACCUCACCAAUCUGAGCAGCAGCUAGGAGAACAAAACCGCUCUCCACCUCUAGGGUGCUAUAAAGAAGGGUAAGCUUCAAAACCUGGUUGCUGCUUAAUUCAUUGCAAUUGUGCAAUGAACUUUGUAUGCAAAAAGCAUUUCUUUUACAUGCAUAAAAAUAUUUGUUGGAAGCUUGGCU